Malania oleifera is the source of this 2517-nucleotide messenger RNA. RefSeq lists its product as uncharacterized. Lineage: Eukaryota; Viridiplantae; Streptophyta; Magnoliopsida; Santalales; Ximeniaceae. The record is from RefSeq and is a predicted model, not a curated record. The transcript has 14 exons. Bases 208 to 2268 code for a protein of 686 amino acids.
CCCACAGCCACCCUCACCGUCAGCGUCGCGCGGUGUCGUGGUCUCCUCCUCUCCUCAGAAACUUCUCUCUCUCUCUCUCUCUCUCUCUCUCUUCUCCACAGCCACACUUUUCUCUGCUUCACUCUCCACAUCCCUUCGUCUUCCACACUUCAUAUAAUUCUCUCUUCCUCUCUCACCAUUCAUCGAUGGACAUUCUUCUCUCUUUCCAUGGAAAUCCUAUCCUUUGCUCGCCCUUUUCCUCUCUCUUUCUCUCCCUAUCCCCGCGCUCGACUCCGGCGUUUCUCAUCCGUAUCGCCAAUGGACGCGAUCAACAGCGACGGAGGGAGGAAAGGCGUGGCGGUUCUGUGGUUCAAGCAGGAUCUCCGCCUUGAUGAUCAUCCAGGGCUCGUUGCUGCUGCCGCUCAGCAUCGGACCAUUCUCCCUCUUUAUGUAUUUGAUCCCCGCAUUCUCUCCCGUUUUCCUGACGAAAUGCUAGAACUGGUUCUUUUUGCUGUGAAAUAUUUGAGGGAUUCAUUGAAGGAAAAAGGUUCCAAUCUGAUGGUCAGGUUCGGGAGUGCAGAGUAUGUCAUACAAGAAGUUGUAAAAGAGGUGAAAGCUACCAAUAUAUUUUCUGAAGAGGAUGUAGAAUAUGACCUACGCAAGAUGCUGGAUGCUGUGAAGGAAACCUUGGCAACAGUGCCUUUUCUAGAUGAUAGGUCAGGGAUUGUUCUGUGGCAGACUCCAUUUUAUGAUAUCAAGAACUUGAAGGAUCUUCCUGCAUCAUAUGCUGACUUCAAGAAACUUCAAGUGCCUCUAACGUCACCUCUUGUGUGCCCAGUAUUACCUUCUGUAGAAUUGGAGAUCGACUGGGGGCCUAUGCCAGCAUUCCAUGACUUGAAGAAAUUUAUGAAUGGAAACACACGCGAAGAAAAAGGUUGUUGGAAUUUGAUAAAUGGAACUUCGGCUGGAGGAUUCAGGGUGGAACCCAUAGAACAGGUUGAACCAACAUAUAAUUUGGUUGAAGGGUUUGAAUCAUUGAAGUUGGGGAAAAGCAGACAAAGCAAUUCAAAUUGCAAGCACAAACAAAGGAAGAGAUCAGAAAAAUUUGCUGCUGUACUGUGUGAAGGAAAUUCAGGUGGGCGGAAUGUUGCAUUAAAUGCAUUAGCUGCAUAUUUGAGAGAUUUGGAGGGAACAGCUCAAGAUGACUGGUCGGAGGUACUUGAAAAUUUUCUAUAUGCUGAAAGUCAGGUUGGAGCUUCAUAUGGUGCUCUCUUUGGGCCUGCAUUUUGGCUUGGUGUCAUAUCUAGAAGGAGAGUGCAUUAUGAAGCUGUAAGGUAUGAAAAAGAAAGAACUGCUCGAGUUUCGUCUGUGGCUGCUGCUGCUGAAGCUGCAUUCUCCAUGGAGUGGUAUCGGCUUAUGGCUUUAAAAAGUCAAAUAAUUGAUGAAGCAAUGUAUUCCAUUCGGAUAUGGAGAUGGAAUGGUUAUCUCAUUCAGUAUACAGUUGUUGGUGAUGAAGGCCCUGCAAUUCUUCUUGUUCAUGGUUUUGGUGCUUUUUUGGAGCAUUACCGUGACAAUAUAUGUGGUAUAGCCAACAGCCGAAACAGAGUUUGGGCCAUCACACUUCUAGGGUUUGGCAAAUCAGAAAAGCCAAAUAUUGUAUACACUGAGCUUAUGUGGGCUGAAUUGCUCAGAGAUUUCAUCAUUGAAGUUGUGGGAGAACAAGUGCAUCUUGUUGGCAACUCAAUUGGUGGCUACAUUGUCUCAAUUGCUGCUGGUCUUUGGCCUGACUUAGCGAAAUCUGUCGUCCUUAUCAACAGUGCUGGAAAUUUAAAUCCAGGAUAUUCUCCUAUGGUGCUGCCUAAAGAUAGACGAACUUCAGGGCCUGCAUGGUUGGGUGCUCGACUCCUCCUGCUAUACUUGAGGCUGAGAACCAAAAGCAUAGUGAAGAAGUGCUACCCAACUAGAACAGAGCGAGCUGAUGAUUGGCUUAUUCAUGAAAUGCUAAGAGCAUCCUAUGAUCCUGGUGCCCUGUGGGUCCUAGAAAGCAUCUUCAGCUUCAAUCUCUCAAUUCCUCUUAAUUAUCUCUUGGAAGGUUUCAAGGAUAAGGUUCUGAUUAUACAGGGAAUGAAAGACCCCAUCUCCAAUUCCAAGUCAAAAAUAGCUAUGCUUAGAGAGCAUUGUGCUGGGGUGGUUGUUAAGGAUUUGGAUGCAGGCCAUUGCCCACAUGAUGAGAAGCCAGAAGAAGUGAAUUCUAUCAUAAGCGAAUGGAUAGUGACCUUUGAAAGUUGAUAUCUGGCCUGAGAACUGCUUAUCUAUUUUAGUUGUUGAAUGCUGAACAAGUUGAAGGUGUGGGGGAUAUUGAUAGGGAGGAAGCAGUAAGUUCUGAGUUUAUCAGGACCAAUGCUAUGAGCUUCUAGCUUCCAAAAUAGAAUGAGAUCUUCAUGAAAUUGAUCAUUGAAUUUAAUUGGGAAGUCUAAUGACAAGAAGUUGAGCUUUACUUGGGCUUUGAAUGGACCAACUAUUAAAUCUUGGAUGAAA